CGAGCGGGAGGGAAGGAGCGCGGCGGAGCGGGGAAAGUCACAAAAGACGUGGACAUAUUUUGGAUAUUUUACAAUCUGCAGGAUUGGGGCUGCGGAGUAUAAAGGAGAAGUUGUUGGUAGCUAUGGGUACUUCCCCACGGACCUUCCUGAUCCUGGGAUGUUUUCUCACAGGACCGUUCCUAACGUUUUGCCAGCUUCCUCUGCCGACUAUUGUUCCCAAUAGGAAUGAAAUGGUGGUACAGCUGAAUUCCAAUUUCACACUCAAAUGCUCUGGAGACAGUGAAGUGAGCUGGCAGUACCCAGUGACUGAGGGAAGCCACAGGAUAGACAUCAGACAUGAAGAAAACAACAGUGGCCUCUUCGUGACGGUGCUCGAAGUAGGAAAUGCCUCAGCUGCUCAUACGGGCUUGUAUGUUUGCUAUUACAACCACACUCAAGUGGAGGAUUGGGAAGUGGAAGGGAAGGACAUCUACAUCUAUGUGCCUGACCCGGACAUGCCUUUUGUUCCUUCUAUACCAGAAGACCAGUUCAUCCUAGUAGAAGAGGGAGAUUCCACCAUUAUCCCUUGUCGGACAACUGACCCAGAUGCUGAAGUGACAUUAAUUAACAGUUUGGACAAGGCUGUCUAUGCUUUCUAUGACAGCAAGCAAGGCUUCGUAGGGAAUUUCCCUGCGGGCUCAUAUACGUGCAAAACAACGGUUAAAGGUGUGGAGUUCAAGUCUGAUGAGUUCCUCGUCUAUAUUUUAAGAGCAACUUCACAGCUGCCGGUUGAAAUUGAAGCUCUUAAAACUGUGUACAAAACAGGCGAGACCAUUGUAGUAACUUGUGUGGUCUAUGACAAUGAGGUGGUUAAUUUACAGUGGAACUAUCCUGGGAAAGUGAAAGAAAAAGGUCUGAUAAAACUUGAUGAUAUCAAAAUCCCAUCCCAGAAGCUGGUUUACACCUUGACCAUUCCCGAGGCCUCAGUGAAAGACACAGGGGAUUAUGAAUGUACUGCUCGGCAUGCAACCAAGGAGGUUAAGGAAAAUAAGAAAGUAGUCAUUACAGUUCAUGACAAAGGGUUUGUCCACCUGGAGCCUCAGUUUAGCCCUCUGGAAGCUGUCAAUCUACACGAAGUCAAAAACUUUGUCGUCGAUGUGCAGGCAUACCCAGCACCAAAAAUGUACUGGUUGAAGGAUAACGUGACUCUGAUUGAAAAUCUUACCGAGAUUGUUACUAGUUCCAACAGAGUCCAGGAAACGAGGUUUCAGAGCGUAUUAAAAUUGAUCCGGGCCAAGGAAGAAGACAGCGGAUACUAUACUUUGGUUGCUGAAAAUGAAGACGAGAUUAAAAGAUACACCUUCUCCUUGCUGAUACAAGUUCCAGCCCUGAUUUUAGACCUCGUGGACGAUCACCACGGCUCCGCCGGUGGGCAGACAGUGAGGUGCUUGGCGGAGGGGACCCCUCUUCCUGAUGUGGAAUGGCUGGUUUGCAAGGACAUUAAAAAGUGUAGCAAUGACACCUCAUGGACUCUUCUGACUAACAAUAUCUCUGAUAUACACAUGGAAGCCCACCUAGAUGAGAAAAACAUGGUGCAAAGCCAGGUGACCUUCCAGAAGGUAGAGGAAACCCUGGCUGUGCGCUGUGUUGCAAGGAACGACCUCGGUGCUGUUACUCGGGAACUGAAGCUUGUGGCUCCCACCUUGCGAUCAGAACUAACAGUGGCUGCUGCAGUCUUAGUGCUGUUGGUGAUUGUGAUAAUUUCACUGAUCGUCCUGGUCAUCAUAUGGAAACAGAAGCCGAGGUAUGAGAUAAGAUGGAGAGUCAUUGAGUCUAUCAGCCCCGAUGGCCAUGAAUACAUUUAUGUGGACCCAAUGCAACUGCCUUAUGACUCCAGAUGGGAGUUUCCUCGAGACGGGUUAGUGCUUGGUCGAAUCCUUGGUUCUGGUGCCUUUGGAAAAGUAGUCGAAGGGACUGCAUACGGCUUGAGUCGCUCUCAACCGGUGAUGAAAGUAGCUGUGAAAAUGCUGAAACCUACAGCGAGAUCCAGUGAAAAACAGGCGCUUAUGUCUGAACUGAAGAUAAUGACACAUCUCGGGCCCCACCUGAAUAUCGUGAAUCUGCUUGGAGCUUGCACAAAAUCAGGUCCUAUUUACAUCAUCACUGAAUACUGCUUUUAUGGCGAUUUGGUGAACUACCUGCAUAAGAACAGGGACAAUUUCCUGAGCCGACACCCAGAGAAGCCAAAGAAAGAUUUGGAUAUCUUUGGGAUGAACCCAGCUGAUGAAAGCACAAGAAGUUAUGUGAUAUUAUCAUUUGAAAACACUGGAGAAUACAUGGACAUGAAACAAGCCGAUACCACUCAGUAUGUGCCAAUGCUGGAGAGAAAGGAGGGAUCUAAAUACUCUGAUAUUCAGAGAUCUGUGUAUGAUCGGCCUGCUUCAUACAAGAAGAAAUCUAUCUCAGAAUCAGAAGUCAAAAACCUGCUCUCAGAUGACAGUUCAGAGGGCCUCAGCCUACUGGAUUUGCUGAGCUUCACCUACCAGGUUGCACGAGGAAUGGAAUUCCUGGCUUCUAAAAAUUGUGUGCACCGUGACUUGGCAGCUCGUAAUGUCCUCCUGGCUCAAGGAAAAAUUGUGAAGAUCUGUGACUUUGGGCUGGCUAGAGACAUCAUGCAUGAUUCCAACUAUGUCUCCAAGGGCAGCACUUUCCUCCCAGUAAAAUGGAUGGCACCUGAAAGCAUUUUUGACAAUCUGUACACAACAUUAAGUGAUGUCUGGUCUUAUGGCAUUCUGCUGUGGGAAAUAUUUUCUCUUGGUGGCACACCAUAUCCUGGCAUGAUGGUUGAUUCUACUUUCUACAAUAAGAUCAAGAGCGGCUACCGAAUGGCCAAACCCGAUCAUGCUACCAAUGAAGUGUACGAGAUCAUGGUAAAGUGCUGGAACAGUGAGCCAGAGAAAAGACCUUCUUUCUACCAUUUGAGUGAAAUUGUGGAGAGCUUGUUGCCUGGAGAGUACAAAAAGAGCUAUGAGAAGAUCCACCUGGACUUCCUGAAAAGUGAUCACCCAGCUGUCACGCGCAUGAGAGGGGACUGUGACAACGCUUACAUUGGUGUCACCUACAAGAACGAUGACAAGUUAAAGGACAGGGAGAGCGGAUUUGAUGAGCAGAGGCUGAGUGCUGACAGCGGGUACAUCAUCCCCCUGCCUGACAUUGACCCCGUUUCUGAAGACGAGCUUGGCAAAAGGAACAGGCACAGUUCCCAGACAUCUGAAGAAAGUGCCAUUGAAACUGGUUCCAGUAGCUCUACUUUUAUCAAGAGAGAGGACGAGACCAUUGAGGACAUUGACAUGAUGGACGACAUUGGGAUCGACUCCUCAGACCUGGUGGAGGACAGCUUCCUGUAACCCCACCAACACCUCCCAGCUCUGCACACGAGGAAGCUCGCCGUGUCGUCUACAGACUUCUGCUCCGCAGAGAAAACCACUUUAUUGCAAUGUCAAGGAUGUGAGGAGGAGGCGGAUUUGUACAGAGAAGCUCCCAGCGAUGGGCAGAGGGAUCAGCCUGAGCGUGAAUGAAAGAGACAUGUCGAAGAUGGAUUUUUUUUUAGUGUUGCUUCUUGCAGUAGCAUCUCAGUGUUGUUUGCCAUUCCAACUGGUAGGAGGAUGAAGGAAAAGGCCACAAACAGACCAGUUUUGUGUUUCAAGGGCAUUCAUAUGACUUUGAUGGACCGAAUUUCCACUGCAGCAAUACUUCACCUUUGUAAUUAUGUAAAUAACUGUCUACUCAAGGAUCUUUUGAGGUGCACAUCGAACAUAUGCCAUGGAUUUUUGAAGAGAUCAUUCAUGAGUUUUGUGUACUUCCUCCCUCAAUCUCAAUGUCAGCUGCUGUUGAACUAUCAUGUGAAUUGAAGAACAUGCAAAAACCACUUUUGGACCAAGAAGGUCUAAAACCACAAGGGACUGACCGGUACUACAAAACAUGUUACUUUUUACCAUUAAUGCAAGUAAAGGGGAAUAAUAAAAAUAAUAAUAAUAAUAAUAAUGAUGAUUAAUAACCAGUCUAUAAUAGGUGUUAGAAACCUAGUAAGUCUUUAUUAACUAUAGAAGAUAGCUGUUUUCAAGAUAAUACUACUACCGUUUUCAGUAACAUUAAAUGUAUAUUUUAUAAUUCAUUGUCCUUCAGUAAAAGCACAGUCUCAAGAAACAUUUUUAAGUACAAGGAAAAAAUUUAUGACCUGAAAAUUUUUAUGAAACAAUUCUGUUAUUUGGCUGUACACAAUAUGGUAACUGCUCCGGUUAGCUAAAGCUACUUUAACAUGGAGAAAAAGUCAAGAUUUAGUUUUCUGUCAUGAGCCGAGUAGUUUUUCUAAUCAGAUUAGAAGAAAUUAUUGUCCUCUGAUUAAGUGAGGUUCUAAAAAUUUAAUUAAAAAAAAAUUAUGCCAGAUUUUCAAGAUGCUCAAGAAUGGAAGUUUUGAUAAAUCACCAGCAACAUCUCAUUAUUAUUAUUUCAUGGGUACUCAAAAGAAAUCUUAUACGAUGGUUAGCUGUGAAAAAUUGAUUUGAUAUUUGAACUGCUCAAGGAACAAAGACACCUCUCCCAGACUGGAACUCCAGAUUAAAUAAGCAGAAAUAAUUCUGCAGCAAAUAUUUUUGUCUUAGUUUUCAGGUUUAAAGAGGAACAGAACACUCUGACUAUUAUCUUUGCAGACUGUAACUACAAACGGUAAUUGCUUCCAAGAGUAUUUUUCAGAAGGUCAUGCAUGAAAAUGAACGUGCUCGCAGCCUGAAAUAGUUGUUUUUGGAUACCAUUCACACGAGCAAAGUAUUACGAUUCCUGCUAUCACUGUACAAGGUGUUACUGAGAUAUGAUGCUUUGGAAGACUUACAUGUGAAAAAAACCAAGGUACAACACUGCGAAGGGCCCCAUCCUUUCUGGUGCUCAACUUUCAAACUUCACCUUAAUUCCGUGCCCCCGGUGCCUCGCGGGAGGUGCUCAGCCUCUGGCACGACACAACCAAUGCAAACGUGGUGCAAACCCAUCCCUGUGUUGCAGCAUUUUUCCGAGGAAGCGUGACAGAGGGACCAGCAGUGCCCGACAGAACAUGCUGCCGUGUUAAGCUACAGUUUGACUUGAAAUGGCCCUAGGAAAAGCUACACAAGUCCCCUUGGCUUCAUUGUUGUGGACGGUUGUGGAUCAAAGGAAAGCAAAUGUGAUACUGUCAGUGUUACAGGCAAAUACUUCUGGGUCUGGGUUUCAAAGCAUCGCCCGGCUGAAGCCACGUACAGGCAUCCUGCAGAUGUGACAA
Messenger RNA from Calidris pugnax (ruff), 5287 nucleotides. RefSeq names its product platelet-derived growth factor receptor, alpha polypeptide (gene PDGFRA). Gene Ontology annotation, molecular function: ATP binding; platelet-derived growth factor alpha-receptor activity; platelet-derived growth factor binding. Gene Ontology annotation, cellular component: signaling receptor complex. The coding region runs from base 123 to 3386 and encodes 1087 amino acids. Gene Ontology annotation, biological process: protein phosphorylation; positive regulation of kinase activity; embryonic cranial skeleton morphogenesis. The record is from RefSeq and is a predicted model, not a curated record. The transcript has 23 exons. NCBI's taxonomy places the organism in Eukaryota, Metazoa, Chordata, Aves, Charadriiformes, Scolopacidae.